This is a messenger RNA of Spodoptera exigua (beet armyworm), 1731 nucleotides long. Lineage: Eukaryota; Metazoa; Arthropoda; Insecta; Lepidoptera; Noctuidae. The record is from the annotation of a GenBank genome assembly.
AUGCGCACGCAGAGCUGUCUGUUUGACGUUCCGAAAGAGUACGACCCAAUCGUAUGGUCGUCGUACGGUACAUAUAAUAGCGUACGGCGCGUAGCGUUCCACGCGCCCCUCAAAGAGCCAAUAGACCACCACAGACGGGGCCCUAUAGGGCUAAUGUUCAGCCGGGGUGACGGGGUAAGUGCAAUGAGUCAUCGCGGCCUCGGCCCAGAGCAGGUGAAGGAACAGGGGGCUUUUAGUCAAAUGGAAGCUACUAACUUGGCACUCUCGCCGCGGGAGUCUCUCAAACCAAGAUCCGAACACAAAACUUUGCAAUUAAGUGGCAAACCUAAUCAGGUGGGCACGGUACUUCUCUACGGAGUACCAAUAGUUUCCCUGGUGAUAGAAGGGAACGAACGACUGUGCUUGGCUCAGAUAUCGAACACGUUACUGAAGCAGUUCUCGUACAAUGAGAUACAUAAUCGUCGCGUGGCUCUGGGCAUUACUUGUGUACAGUGUACUCCAGUACAGCUGGAGAUUUUGAGGAGAGCUGGAGCCAUGCCUGUGUCUUCUCGACGAUGUGGUAUGAUAACGAGGAGGGAAGCAGAACGACUUUGCAAAUCAUUUCUUGGGGACAACGCCCCGCCUAGACUGCCGGACGACUUCGCAUUCGCUGUUCAUCAUGAGUGUGCUUGGGGAUGCCGUGGCGCGUUCUUACCGGCCAGGUACAAUUCUUCUCGAGCGAAAUGCAUCAAGUGUGCAUACUGUGGCCUCUUCUUCUCUCCAAACAAGUUCAUAUUCCAUUCCCACCGAGUUGGCCCAGGAGACAAGUACAUACAGCCUGAUGCAGCCAACUUCAAUUCUUGGCGACGACACAUGAAACUCAGCGGUACACCCCCCGAAGAAGUGGUUCAUGCGUGGGAAGAUGUAAAGGCUAUGUUCAAUGGGGGAACGAGAAAACGAAUGCUGUCGGCUGCUAGAAGAGUGCCUUUCCGCAGGCCGGAGUCAGAGGGCAGUAGUGAGGCUAAGAGACCGGCGGCCAGUCCUCCCAGCGCGCACGCCCCUGUACCUCGCUUGGCAGAUUACGUUUGGGGGGCCCGACUACCUCUGCCGUAUGCAUUACCUUGGCUAAAACCAACCCUAUGGACUCCUGGUGCUCUAACUGCACUGAGCAGUGUGAACUCAAUAGAGGAGCCCCGUGCUUUCCGUCCAGUGAGGGGACACCGACUAGAGUCGCCACAACUAUCCCCUGUCAUGUCACCGCCAAGGUCACCAAACAGUGGCAGCCCUGAGGCACGUGCGCUGUUCAAAUUAGGGCGCGUUCACAAACAGAUACUCGACACUGCGAUAAACGCCAAUACAGCAUGCACUUGGCCUUGUAACAGCGUGCCAACUCCUCGCCCCGACGAGACCUGCUGGAGUGGACUGGUUCCCAAAGUGGAGAGGGAUGAGGAAGCAAGGGUUGAACCCUGGAGGCUGCCUGACUUGCGACCCUCACUGCAUUAUAUGCACGACAGAGAAUCAGAAAGACAAUCUACGCGACUCAUUCUUGAAAAUGAACAGCUGAAUUCUAGUGUUAUCAAUCCAGAGAAUUCAGAACAAUAUGAGCUGGAUGUUACUACACCUAUUCCUGAUAGUGAACAACCUUCAACAUCUAGCAUUGCAGAACAUCAGCUGGAAGGUACAACACCUAUCCCUGACAGUGAACAACCUUCAUCAUCUAGCAUUGCAGGUGAACUGUUUUUGUACUAUUGA